AUGGCUAGAGUCUACUGCGGGUAUGAUCUGAAUCUGAACACAAGAAACUUACGUUUUUCUGGCCUGCCCAUCGGUGUCUUUAACUUCUCGGUGAAGUGGCACCAUCUGCUAGUAUUUGUCGAUCAACUGGGAGUGACAACAAAUUUUCAAGAUACCAAACUGUACGAGUCGAAUCAAUUGCUUGCGAUGCCACUGUAUAUCCUCCAAUCGCAAUUCCUAUUCGCAAGGCACAUGGAGAGAGCUCUUGAUGCAUUGUGUGUUCAUGGCAGCUUUGUCCCUAAUAUUGUAAGACUCGUCCUAGAUACUGUGUUUCGAGGAUUGGAUAAUGGGCAUCAGCAGUUCAACAUGAAUAUAAAUUUGGAACUGGUCAUCAAAGAGGAAGUCGAAGAGGAAAGCAUUGAGGACGUCUCCUUGGGAGGAUACGAGUCAGAUGGCGAGCAAGUCACGCGGGGUGUCUCGAAAAGUACCAUCGAAAAGCUGGAGCAAAAGAGCUGCUCUCCCUGCGACGGUGACGGAUGCUGUUGUAUUUGUUUGGAGGAAUUUGAAGGGGGCAGAGAAAAGGUGGUGGAGAUACCAUGUUCGCACCUCUUUCACAAUAAGUGCAUCAUGGAAUGGCUCAAGAGGAACAAUUCUUGUCCAUUGUGCCGAUGCAAAGUAGAAGAAGAAGAAUAG
Eucalyptus grandis is the source of this 672-nucleotide messenger RNA. RefSeq names its product probable E3 ubiquitin-protein ligase RHY1A. The transcript has a single exon. Bases 1 to 672 code for a protein of 223 amino acids. The record is from RefSeq and is a predicted model, not a curated record. Lineage: Eukaryota; Viridiplantae; Streptophyta; Magnoliopsida; Myrtales; Myrtaceae.